GCGAUAUGGACUAUGGUUUCGAUUGCGGAAGUUAAUACUCUGGUUGCUGGGAGUGUACAUAGCCAUUCCAUUUCUAGUAAAACUUUGUCCUGCUAUUCAGGCAAAGCUGGUCUUCCUAAACUUUGUGAGGGUCCCAUAUUUCAUUGACUUGAAAAGACCACAGGAUCAAGGUUUAAACCACACCUGUAAUUAUUACCUGCAGCCAGAGGAGGAUGUAACCAUUGGAGUCUGGCACACGGUCCCUGCAGCCUUAUGGAAGAAUGCCCGAGGGAAGGACCAGUUGUGGUUUGAAGAUGCUUUGGGUUCCAGCCAUCCUGUAAUCCUUUACUUGCAUGGCAAUGCGGGAACAAGAGGAGGGGAUCACCGCGUGGAGCUUUACAAGGUUCUCAGCUCCCUUGGGUACCACGUGGUCACAUUUGAUUAUCGAGGCUGGGGCGAUUCAAUAGGCAGCCCAUCAGAGAGGGGAAUGACCUACGAUGCCCUUCAUGUCUUCGACUGGAUAAAAGCAAGAAGCGGAGACAACCCUGUCUAUAUAUGGGGACACUCCUUGGGCACAGGGGUCGCAACAAAUCUAGUGAGGCGCCUUUGUGAGAGAGAAACACCUCCGGAUGCCCUGAUACUGGAAUCUCCAUUCACCAACAUACGGGAGGAGGCGCGAAGUCACCCUUUUUCUGUGAUAUACAGAUACUUCCCUGGGUUUGACUGGUUCUUCCUUGACCCCAUCACGACAAGUGGAAUUAAAUUUGCAAACGAUGAGAAUGUGAAAUACAUUUCCUGCUCCCUGCUCAUCCUUCAUGCUGAGGAUGACCCGGUGGUACCAUUUCAACUGGGAAAGAAGCUUUACAACAUUGCUGCAACAUCACGGAGUUUCCGAGACUACAAGGUGCAGUUUGUUCCAUUCCACACAGACCUCGGCUACCGGCACAAGUACAUCUACAGGAGUCCAGAGCUACCUCGAAUACUGCGGGAAUUCCUGGGAAAAUCUGAACAUGAGCAUCAUCACUGAAGACUGGUUGCUUGGCAGCACAGAUUUUCCUUUCUUUCCUUCCUCUGUCUCCUUUUCCUCCCCCCUCCCUGUGGGUCAGUCUGCCAUUCUUCCAUCCCUGGCACUAGAGGAGGUCAGGGAUUCCCACUCUGGUCCUGAUGUGUACCUUUGGCAACUCCAGCUCCUGGCAUCAGCGUCUGCGAUGGUAGAAGGAAGUUGUUGACUUCUCUUUUGACACGGAUGGAGGGGUGAUAACAGCCCAGGAGCCAGUACCAAACUGUGAAAAAUGUAAGCACAACAAAGCCUGGCCAGUCCGGUGUGGUACUGCUGAGGACAGACAUUCCUAGGACACGUGUGUCAUGACCAAGGGUGUUUCUUUUACUUUUAAACACUGUUGCUGUUUUUGGUUCAUGUAGAGACUCAUUUGUAGGUGAAUGGGUUUUGCUGUUGUUACCACAGUUGUCUUGUUUGAGUUUGAGGUGUUCUCUUUCUAGGAAAUACAUGUUUAGCCUUUCCUUUUUGCUAAGUGGCUGUAAUUACAAAUACAUGGAAGAUCCAGGUGGUGAGAGAUAUUUUUAUUGAGCUCUUCAGUCACAAUGUGUUGCAAGUGUUGGGCAAAUUGCACACAUUUGGAAAUAAAAUGAAAGAUUUUU
Pelecanus crispus (Dalmatian pelican) is the source of this 1638-nucleotide messenger RNA. NCBI's taxonomy places the organism in Eukaryota, Metazoa, Chordata, Aves, Pelecaniformes, Pelecanidae. The record is from RefSeq and is a predicted model, not a curated record.